UAAUAAAGUAAAAAAAUAUGUAUUUAAAAUUUUAUAUUUAUUAUAUAAAUAUAGGAAAAUGGUAGUAGGUGGGUUGUCUAUUUAAGUGAUCCCACUUUUGGGUGGUUUAAUUAACGUUUUGGGUGUCAACCUCCACUUAGCACUCACUACCCUAGAGAAGAAAUGAGUUACUUGGGUGUCGGAGUAAGUCCGGGGAAUGUUCCGGUGUACCACGGCAGCGAUUUGAAGGUGGUUGACCGGCGGGUAAGGGUGGCGGAGUUAAUAUUAAGAAGUGUGAUUUGCGGUUUGGCUCUUGUCGCAGCUGUUCUUGUGGCUACCGAUACUCAGGUGAAAGAAAUCUUCACCGUUCGAAAGGAAGCCAAAUUCACAGACAUGAAAUCUCUGGAGUUUUUGGUGGUGGCGAAUGGGAUAGCGGCGGCGUACUCGUUGAUACACAUAGUGAGGUGUGUGGUGGGAAUGAUAAGAGGCAGUGUGGUGUUGAACAAGGCGUUGGCGUGGGUAAUCUUCUCCGGUGAUCAGGUGAUGGCGUACAUGACGGUGGCGGCAGUAGGGGCCGCGGCACAAUCGGCGGCGUUUGCAAAACUUGGAGAGGCGGAGCUUCAGUGGAUGAAGAUAUGUGAUAUGUAUGAUAAAUUUUGUAACCAGGUUGGUGAAGGGAUCGGGAGUUCGGUGAUUGUUUGUGUGAGUAUGGUGAUGGUUUCUGGUUUAUCGGCGUUUAGCUUGUUUCGGUUGUAUGGUGGUGGGAAUAAAAGAGGAAGGAAGACAAGCGCAGCAUGGUGAAGUGAAAAAAAAAAAAAAAAAAAAAAAAAAAGUAGUGUGGGGUCACAAAUUAAAAUAAGCAUUUUCAUUUUGUGU
Lactuca saligna is the source of this 855-nucleotide messenger RNA. The record is from the annotation of a GenBank genome assembly. Lineage: Eukaryota; Viridiplantae; Streptophyta; Magnoliopsida; Asterales; Asteraceae.